Ichthyophthirius multifiliis is the source of this 1154-nucleotide messenger RNA. RefSeq lists its product as hypothetical. Lineage: Eukaryota; Ciliophora; Oligohymenophorea; Hymenostomatida. Gene Ontology annotation, biological process: proteolysis. The record is from RefSeq and is a predicted model, not a curated record. Gene Ontology annotation, molecular function: aspartic-type endopeptidase activity. The transcript has 6 exons.
AACCUUAAAUAACAAAACUAUAUAACCAUAUGAACGUUUUUUAUACCGGAGAAAUACAAGUAGUAUAUAAAGAAUAAAAAUAUAAUAUGAUAUUUGAUACAGGAUCUACCGACAUUUUUUUAAAUUCAGUACUUUGUAAAGAUAUAGGAUAUUAGAAAGGAAAUCAAUACAAUUCAACACUUUCACCAACGUAUAAAAAUAUAGAUGCGGAAACAUAUUCGUAUUUUGGAAGUGGAGAAAUAGGAGGGAAAAUGGCAAUUGAUACAUUUUUUGUUUCAGGUUAAGAAGUGAAGAAGGUUUAGUUUUUUCAAAUAACAAAAGAUUUUGGAUAAGCAUUCGAAUCGGGAUAAUUUGAUGGUUUAAUAGGAUUAGCUUUUCCUUAACUUUCAGGAAAUUAAAAAACUAUAGUAGACUAUAUGAAAUAUUAAGGAUUAAUUAAAGAAAAAAAGUUUAGUUUUUAUUUAGAUAGAAAAAACGAAUCAAAAGAAUCCUAUCUUGAUUUUGGAAAAGUAGAUAAAAAAAUUGUAGAUGGGGAAAUUAAUUAUCAUUAAGUCGCAAAUCCUCUGUAUUGGAGUAUUCUGGCAGAAGGAUUUCUUUUAAAUGAUUAUGAUAUUGGAUUAUGUAGUAACGAUCAUAAGUGUGUUCUUAUGAUUGAUUCUGGAACUAGUUUAGUUACAGGUCCAAGUUAAGAUAUGUAAAUUCUGACUUAAUAUUUAAAUGAUUAAGGAUUAUAAUGUAAAGAUAUUAGCUAAAUGCCUACUCUUACAUUUAUAAUUGAUAAAAUUUAUUAUCAUAUUUAACCUGAAGAAUAUGUUAUAACUUUUAAAGGAAUAGAAUAAUCUGUAUAUGAACAUAAUAAAAAUCCAACUGAAUGCAUAAAUGGAUUACUUCCUAUGGAUAUAUAAGAUACUUUGUUGGAUAGUUUCUGGAUUAUUGGUGAUUUAAUUAUGUCUAAAUAUCUUACAAUUUUUGAUAUGGAUAAGCUAAGAGUAGGAUUUGGAAAAUUAAAAUCUUAUGAUAAGGAUUUUUAUGAAGAUCUUAAUUUUAAAAAAAAUAUUUUGAAUUUUUUUUUUUUAAUUAUAAAAAAUUAUAUAUAAAUAUUAGGAAUAUCUAAGUAAUCUAAUUUACAAUUUUUUCAUAAAAAGCCAGCAUGA